AUGUCGUUCGAAAAAAAUUCUGCUUUUCGAGACAGACAACCACCAUCACCUUUCCGAUACGCGUCGAAAUACGAUAAACUUGAUCUACAUGCGAAGCUUCCAUCACCGGAACAGGGUGGCGUGCAUUCGAGACAUGCUAUCCGUCCAAGAUCUCUAGCUCAGUCUUAUCGAGACGCAUCCAGACAAGUCAUGGCAACCGCCGACGCAGAAUCCGCAUCAGUGACGACACCAAGUCCGCGACAGCAGCGGCAACCACGUAACGCGUUCGCUCCGUACCAGAUCUCACCUCCUCCCUUCGAACUUCAAGACGCCUAUAAACGAAUCCAAGAAGACGAGAUGCUGCUGUCCGAUUACGUGCGCGACGAUGACUCGGACAGACAGCGCAUCGCGCGCCGCCCAUCAAGCCGGAGCCACCAGGCGUCUUCUCAAGCCAAUGAGACGAAUAGCGACAGGGAAAUUGCCAAUGGGCAUCAUAAUUUUAAUAUGGACUUUGGCGGCGACCUCGGCGACUAUAGAAAUCAGAAGAGCAGAGAUUACACCAAGGAUGAAGAGCGCCUCAAGCGUGCCACAGGCCAACCUUCGCCGGUUUUCAGCAAAGCUCAAGUCGGUCGAGAUGCCUCGAGGGCAGACAGCUGGCGAAGGCGCAAAGAAGCGGAGGCUGAGGUGGACAAUGAUGUGCCUGAGAAUGACGGUAACCUUGGUCCUUCCGGUCCCUCGCCGAAUUUACCGUCUGGUUGGGGUUACCGGGCAGGUCACCGGCAAGAAUGGGAGCGCAAAUUUAGCCCUCCUACUGCGCCCCAACAACAGGAGGAGCAAACAGUAAACGGUCGCUGGUCAGGGCCUACCAUGAGAACGGCGUCCGAUCCACCCUCUAAGCCUACGCGUACCUCUGCUCAUUCACCAGCUCGACACAGUCUUCAAGCACGGAAUGCUCUCGAAGAACGUAUUGCCAAUUUUAGCAAGCAGACAACACAGGAAGGACUGGGAAUCAAGGAAACUCGUCCAGUGAUUGACUCUGUCCCCAAUGGCGGGGAACAAAUCCCAAAUUCUCCAAUUACCAUCUACAAAAACUCGUCGUUCACAAGACCGAGUCCCAGUAAGCGCGACUCACGGGACUUACUACGCAGCCUAUCCAGAGCCGAAACCCAUAAGGCUGAACAAGUCCAAACUCCGGAACCAGCGAAGCUCUUUGAGCGCAAAGUCUACGACAAAACUCCCCGCGUCACAGGUGCCUGGAUCGAUACUCCUGUGACCCAGCGAGUAGCUGAGAAGGUUGAACUCCCUGAAGAUCUGACGAAAGACAUUGUCCUUCCGCGGGCGACUAAAGAGACCAAAGAAACAGCACCUCCUACCCAGCCAAUAGACAAGACAGCAUCGAAGAUGGAAGAACCGAAACCGGUACAAAAUGCUGAGGAAAAGCAUCUGCCCCAUCCUCAAGCCGAUAAGGAGAAAACAUCGAGACCUCCAUUGCCUCGGCCCCAUCUACCAAAGAGUGCUCUUGAAACAGUCAUUGAGGACGCCAGCUCUGGGAAGGACAUUGAUUUUGGAGAUGAUACUAUCGAGUCUCUGCAAGCAAUCAUGGAUGGGCCAAGUGAGGUCAAAGCCGAGGAACAAGAAGAUGAUGAAGCCUACGAACAAGCCGUUCUCGCAAGUCUCGAAAAAGCCGACUCAAAACGAACUGAUGGCGUCAAUUUCAAUUCAUUAAAUGUCAAGCUGAACUCACUGAUGAAGCACAUCAAUGAGGUGAAGCGAGGGCUUGACGGCCUAGAAGACCAUGUUAAGCGGGACGUCGAAAUUUCAUCUCAGCCGAACUUACCAAUCAAAGCAACCUCACCGACGCAUCUGCACACAGGCGAAACUUGCAAAGGGUGUGGCACAAAUUCUGAUGGACGGGUCUACGCUGCCGUUCAGAUUCCUCGCUUGUUAGAACGGAGUCCUCGAUCUCAGCGCCUUCGACCGACUAAACUUUUCUGGUUCAUCGUCAUUCCACUCUGCUGGUGGGUUAUCGAAUGUCUGAUGACAGAUCAAUUCAGCCAUCCCGACAUCUCCGAAACCUGUGAAGGCUACUGCCUACGCCCUGACGCACCUGUUUAUCCGUGGGUCACCGUGACAAUGCUGUGGCGCUGGUCUCGUUUGUCGACGAUCGUCACCCCCAUUUUAGCCAUUUUUGUUGCCUUCUCUAGACUAGUGACACAAUUAUUUGGUUUCUCGGAUGGUUAUGUGGAUGAUCUGCCCGAGCUUAGGGAUAUCGUUGGCGAAAUCCGCAUCAAUGGAACUCCAGUCGCGUUUCCCUGGCUGUCGGCACCGACGGCUGCGAACAUUGAGCCUCAGAUACCACAGCCACAGCUCCAGCAGCCUUCUCAAGUCGAGCAACCUCCUCAGCCCGCCAAGCAUAUGCUGUGGCCACCUCCAAAUGCUUACAUCCCACGGCGGGAUUCUGACAUGGCAUCGAUGGAGGAGGUAAUGGAUGCCGAUGAAUAUCUUUAG
Messenger RNA from Penicillium soppii, 2487 nucleotides. RefSeq lists its product as uncharacterized. The transcript has a single exon. Lineage: Eukaryota; Fungi; Ascomycota; Eurotiomycetes; Eurotiales; Aspergillaceae. The record is from RefSeq and is a predicted model, not a curated record. Bases 1 to 2487 code for a protein of 828 amino acids.